This is a messenger RNA of Nicotiana tabacum (common tobacco), 1567 nucleotides long. RefSeq lists its product as uncharacterized. The record is from RefSeq and is a predicted model, not a curated record. NCBI's taxonomy places the organism in Eukaryota, Viridiplantae, Streptophyta, Magnoliopsida, Solanales, Solanaceae.
GCUUUAUCAAAACUUAUUGGUAAGGUGUGUACUCUACUUGCCAGACCCUACUUUGUGGGUUUUCGCCGAUUUUAUUAUUUUUCUUUUAUUUUAUACUUUUUCAUUGAAAAUUUGUCUCUUGAUAUUGUUACUUAGUGCGUCAAUCUUGUUGAGAUUAUUCAGAAUCGAUUAAUUCGGAUUCGUGCUCUCAAUCAGAAUUUUUUGCAUUCUCUAAUACAGGAUAGAGAGAUCUUAUCAUUUACACUGGCUCAUAUCUACGAUUUUAAUAGUAUUUGGUCCCUAUAAUUCAUUAGUCAACUACAUCCACGACGGUCCCAUUUGAUUUACUCAUUAAGACAGUCUUAAUUUUUGUAGCUUCCCUAUAUUCCUCUUUUCAAUUUCCUCCUCCAAGUUAGCCAUAAAUUGAAGCAGAACAUUAUGUUAUCUUGAAAAUUGGGACCUUCUUCUGUGCCUUGUGUAUUUCUCCUGCUAGUAAUUGGUGCAAGAAAGAAAUUGAUGGAGGGAAAGGUUGAGGCAUUAGCCAAGGAGCUAAACGAUAAUGGACUUCAUUUUGAAACAAAAUUGCAGCAAGAAGGAGAAUUAGUAACACAAGUAAAAUGUGAUGACAAAAUCAGUGAAGAAGAGAAGAACAAGAUUCGCCUCAUGAGAGCUCUUGUCGAAAAGCAAGAUCCUUCUUCCAAGGAAGUAGAUGAUUUUGAGAUAAGAAGGUUUCUUCGAGCUAGGGAUAUGGACGUAGACAAAGCUUCGGCAAUGUUGUUGAAAUGCCUAAAAUGGAGGAAAAACAUUGCACCAAAUGGCUCGAUUUCACCGAGUGAGAUUCCAAACCAGAUAGCACACAACAAAAUGUUCAUGCAAGGAGUCGACAAACAAGGACACCCUAUUGCUGUCGUUUUAGGUGGCAGACAUUUUCAAAAUAAACUAGGAGGUCCUGACGAGUUCAAACGAUUUGUGGUCUUGGCUUUAGACAAACUGUGUUCAAGGACUUCACCAGGUAGGGAAAAGUUUGUGGUAAUUGGAGAUCUCCAAAGUUUUGGCUAUGCGAACAGCGAUGCUCGUGCAUACAUUGGGGCUCUAUCCAUUUUACAGGAUUGCUACCCUGAAAGACUUGGAAAACUAUUUGUAGUUCAUGUUCCUUACCUAUUCUGGGCCAUGUGGAAAAUUGUGUAUCCUUUUAUUGAUAACAAGACCAAAAAGAAGAUCACAUUUGUGGAAGACAAACGACUCAUGACAACUCUACUUCAAGACAUUGAUGAAAGCCAGCUACCGGAGAUUUAUGGAGGCAAAAUGCCAUUAGUUCCUAUUCAUGAAGCCUGAGCAAGUAAUUACUAAUUAUUUAGAGCUCCUUUUCAAGGAGUUCCAACCUAAUCGAGAUGGUAACACUCUCGGAAAUAAGACAGCUUGUGAUUAAUGGGAUUAAAUAUUUGUAUACAUUAUGCAUUCAUAAACAUUUAGCUUUUACCUAAUUGCCACUUCAGCUUCCAUUUGAUUUUUGACUAAACUGGACAGUCCUCACUCUCAAAUUCUAAAGCUAAUGAACAUAAGUUUGUAUAAUAUUUACUUUAAAUCC